AUGCCCGUCAAUCGACAGGCCUGGUCGGGUGUAGGUGGAGCAAGCGGCAACCCGCGGCAUGCCGCGGAGCAGACAGCCCAGGCGAGGCGGGCGGAGGGCGGACGCUUGCAGGAGAAAAUGGGCAUCAGCGCGGCCGUGGACGCGCCGCUGUCCAUCUGGGCGGGGCCCAAGGACGUCGACCCCUACUCGCACGCCGCGCCCGUUGAUCCCUACGCCGCCUCCUCCUUCCCUGCCUCCGCCGCCUCCGCCUUCGCACCGGCUAGCACCGCAUUCAACCUCACGGCGACGUCGCUGAUGGCGGUGUUCCUGCAGGCGGGCGGGCUCACCUGGGACGAGGCGCAGGUGCUCUACCUUUGCGCGGGGUCCGCCUCCGCGGGAAUCACGCGGAUCUACGCGCAGUUCGCGGUCGGCGAGCGGGACCACGCGGGCCCGCACGGCAAGACCGUGCGGUGGGUGCGGAAGACGGUGGGGGCGGCCGCGAGGGAGCAGCGCCUGCUCUUGCCUUCGCACCCCGCUCGCCCGCCCCCUCCGCCCCCCAAACCGCCUGCGCCGGGCAGCAGCGGGCCGUCCGUCGGGCUGACCAACUGCGUGGAGGCGGUGCCGGGGCGGCUGAACAUAUACUGGACCGUGCAUCACGGCGACGCGGACGCAGGUGCCGCGGGACCGCCGCAAGACGUCUCCGCAGUCACCGGGUCCUCGACCGCGCCCGACGGCAGCACCGCUGGCAGAGGCGCCGGCGGCGGCGGCGGGGGGAAGGGGCCGGUAGUGGAGAUAGGGAUGGAGGCGCGCGUGGGCGAGGGGUCGUGGGUGGCGGUGGGCGUGUCGCGCAACCAGACGCGCUUCGCCAUGCUGCAGAGCGACGUGACGGUGGGCGGCGUGCUGGCGGACGGCGGAGGGGUCUUUGCGCGCGACUACCACGUCACCGCCAAGCAGACGUGCCAGCAGGUCGCGGGCGGCUUCGUCGGCGUGUGCGAGGUGCGUGUGGGCGUGUGCGAGUGGCGGUUCAUCAGCACUGGGUGUCACAAAGCCCCCUCUCGCGUGUGUCACGUGGGUCCAUCAUCUCCCUCCCCAUCUCGCCCCCCCCUCCAUUCGCUCACGUUACUCCUUCAUCUCUCCCUCACGACACUACUCUCCCCUUCCCCUUCCCCGCUGCAUUCCUCCGUUUCAUCCCGCCACCAUCCGCCCCUCCCCCCCCCGGCGCAGGACGCGCUGCUGGGCUCCUCCCCCACGUCCCUCAACGACGUCACCCUCGUCUCCGCCUCGCGCCGCGCUGACGUCACCUUCAUCCGCUUCACCAAGCCCGCGGCGACGGCGGACGACCGGUUCGACGCCAACCUGCUGCGCGCGCCGGGCCUCUCCGCGCUCUGGUGGGUCGUCUUCGCCGCGGGCCCGCUCGCCCCCGCGUCCACCGCCGCCGCGCCCACGCUGCUCUUCCACGACCCCGCGCUCGGCUACUUCUCCGGCGGCACGCGCAUCCCCUUCGCGCCGCCCGCGCCCAUCCGCACCUGCUCCCCGCUCUGGGGCACCAAGCCCGAGUACCACCCCCCGCUCCCCCCGUACGCGCCUCCGCCUCCGCCCGGCGCCGCUGCCCCGCCCCCGCCUGGCGCGGACGCGGCGGGGGGCGUGGCGGGGAUGCCGGGGCUGCGCGAGUGCAGCACGGCGGUGGGCGGGCAGGUGUACGCGUUCGACGCGUGCGACGCGCUGCCCGGGGGCUUCCUGCUCAUGUGGUCGCUCGCGGGCAUCACACUGCGCGCCGCGUUCGUCGCGCAGGCCGUGCCCGACGGCGGGUACGCCGCCGUGGGCCUCUCGCCGUCCGGCGCCGUCGCCAACUCCAGCCUGCUCGUUGUCUCGUACGCGCAGGCGGCGCGAGGUGGGAGCGCCGGGAAGGCCGCGGGCGCGGGGGGAGCAGCGGGCGGGGCGGAGGUGGAGGUGGGGCAGGUGGUGGUGCGCGCGGGUGCGCGGGGCGUGGGGGUGGAGGCGGUGGCGGGGGGCGAUCUGACGGUGGUGAGCAGCGUGGGGCAGGCGAGGAACGGCGCGCUGACGCUGCUCUUCUCGCUGCUGCUGCUGCCCAAUCAGACGGCCGCCGCGUACCUCGUGUGGACCAAGGGGCAGCGCGCGCAGCUCUCACUGCCCGCCGCCGCUGCGGCCAAUGAGACGGGGGGGGUGCUGUCGCUGGAUGGGCUGGACGCGCUGAUGACGUCAGCCAUCAGCUUUGAACGCGGCGAGCCGAAAGACGACUCCAACGACACCAUCCGCCUCUGGAAGAUCCACGGCAUAAUCAGCACGGUGGCGUGGGCGUUCCUGAUGCCUCUGGGCGUCAUGGCAGCGCGCUACCUGCGCCAGGUGUAUGCGCGCUGGUUCCCCGUACACCAGGCGCUGCACCUCGCCGCCGCCUCGCUGGCCACCGUGGCAUUCACCAUGGCGCUCACUAUGCCGCACGGCGCCAUCGAGGGCCGUGCUGACAAGGCGUCACGAGGGGCGUGCGUGGUGGCACAUACCGCCAUGGGCAUCACGCUCAUGGUCAUCGCAGCGCUACAGCUGUCAGCGCUGGUGUGGCGGCCGCAUGAGGACAGCAAGUGGCGGCCAUGCUGGCGGCGCGUGCACGCUGUGGGAGGCGCGGUGGCACUGCUGCUGGGGCAGGCGCAGCUACUCGUUGGCCUUUUCAUCUCAGCAGCCCCACUAUUCUACACCGUGCUGCUAGCGGCGUGGCUCAUCUUUGCGCUGCUCCUCACCACGGCCCUUGAGCUCCACUUCUUCCCCACCUUCUACCGCCUCGCCCACUGCUGGGACCGCCUUCUGGGCCGCGACGCUGACGUGGCGUCUGACGUGGACAGCCUGUGCGCGUCCAGUGAGAGGCUGCCGGGUGGUGCGGGUAGGAAGGGGGCGGCGGAGGGGGCGGGCGGCGAUGGGGGAAAGGGCGCGGCGGGGGGAUGGAUGGCGGCAGUGUUGGCGGUGCUGCGGCGCAGCAGGGGCGCCGGCAUGCUGCCUGAACGGCCCAGGGGGCCGGCCAAAGGGGGGAAAGGUGAGGGGAGGCUAAGGGGAAGAGGAGGGGGUGCGGGAGGAGGAGGAGGGGGGGCACAUGAGAGAUCGGGGGGCAGCGUGGGUGCGGGGCGGAGCGGGUACAUGAGCAUGGCGGAUGCCAACGCUGCCACCGACCGCCGCUCCAAGGAGCUGCUGCCCCCCCCGCCACCCGCGCCUCCCCCAGCCUUGCCAGCCCUGCCGCACUCCCACGCACCCGCACCCACCCCCGCUGGUGGUGCCGCUGGUGGUGCCGGUGCGGUUGGCACAGAGGGGGCAUUAGAGGUAGGGGGAAGAGCCAAGGGGGUGGAGGCAAGGGGGAAGACGUUUGGACGAAGCCAGAUGGUGGCAGAGGGGGGUCGCAGCGAGGGUGCCGGAGCACAAGACCAUGGGGCUGCUGCCGCUGCUGCUGCUUCCACUGGAGCUGGUGCUGCUGCUGCUGCUGGUACAGGUGGUGGUGGUGGUAGUAGUUCAGGGGCCAGCACCCAGUCACGAGGUGUGUGGGCGGGUGGGAUGGCAGCUUGGAAAGCGGAGGAGGCAGCGAGAGAGAGAAGGGGAGAGGGAGUGAGGGAGGGAGUGAGGGAGGGAGUGAGUGAGUACAUUCGCACGGACAAGUACAACGUGCGAGCCACUGUGGUGAGGGCCCCAGAUCUGGCUGUGAGAGGGAGAGCGGGCCGGCAGGGGGGUGCAGAUGCAGCAGCAGGAGGGGUGGGGCCAGGCAGCUCAGUGAGCCAGGCGGGUGGGUCAAUGCAAUAA
Molecule: messenger RNA, 3774 nt
Organism: Closterium sp. Naga37s-1
Lineage: Eukaryota; Viridiplantae; Streptophyta; Zygnematophyceae; Desmidiales; Closteriaceae
Source: the annotation of a GenBank genome assembly